CUUUCGACUCGGUGCAUCGCAAAUCGUGUUACCAUCGAUGCAGUUUCACUCAUGAGUAUACUACUACGAUGGGAUUCCUCGUUGUUUUGUUCACGCUCCAUCGCGAUCCACUAUGUAGUUAGUUCAUAUUAUUUCCAUAUUUGACUAAGUCUUAGGUUUCUUGUAUCGACACGGAGGAGCGUGGCAACCUUGGCGCAUCGUGCAAUGCAGCGGGGACCUUGCAAGUCACACGUCACAGUAACCUCGGCUCACGCUGUGCUCGUGCCGCCACUGUGACGUGUAGAUCUAUCUAUCUUUGUGUUGUUUUCCCGCAUUGUACGUCAUUCAUUGCUUUAUGUUCAGAUUGUACGAUAUAAAUAGAUUGAUUAUAAUGAACGAUGUACUCUUACAUCGUAAUUAAUCGCGAAUCACAUCUGUUGUUAUUAAGGUAAAUUGAUGGAUGCGUAUGCAUCGAAUACAACAGCUGAGCGUCGUCGUCGUUGUGAUACAGAUAAAAAAUAUUACACGGUCACUCAAGGACGGUCAACUACUAUCGAGUGGUAUUUCCCGUUCAACGGGCGCCGAAGUGACACACUAUUCACUAAUGACGUGGGAUUAUAAUAGCAAGGGAGUUAAUAUCAAAACGUAGAGUAUGCAUUCGUAGUGGAAGCUUGUGGAUGUUUUCUACAUAGGGGCCUCAGUUUCCCGAGUUAUCGCAAAGGAAAAACACGCCAUACUUAAUCGCGUAUUGUGCUCACUAUCAGCUGUUGCGACGAUGCGGUGUGCGGUCGCUAACUCGAUAGCCAUGGUUAGAAAAUAUGAAAGAAUAAGCGGACGCUUGUCUUGGAGCGAAGAAGAAAUGGCUAAAGCGGUAGCAGCUGUGGUCUCAGGUAAGAUGGGCUACAAGCUCGCCGCCAGAACCUUCCACAUACCCCGCUCCACACUACAGAGGAGGGCCAGUAAGGUCCGCUAUCAACAACCUGACGACCCUAAGCCCCUUAUGGGCCAUUACAGACGAGUAUUCACAGAUAGCCAAGAAAAAGAUUUAGUUGGAUACAUAAAAAGCAUGGAGCAGUACUUCAUGGGGGUCUCCCGAAGAGACAUACGCGAGCUAGCAUUCCAAUAUGCCGAGGAUAAUCAUUUAAAUCAUCCCUUUGAUGUCAACACUAGAAUGGCUGGCGAAGACUGGGUCAGGAAUUUCUUAAAAAGGAAUCCCGAGUUAUUGCACAAGUCGGAGAAGGAACAUGAGCUGGAGCCGGUAAACUUCGAUCAAUUCUAUCACUUCAUGUGUCAGUCGUCAUGAUGACUAGUCGCCGAGGAACUUGAAACAAUCUAGUUGUAAGCAAAGGUCAUGUGCCCACCCACCCGAGAGAGCCUCUCAAUAAACGCAUGGUAGUCCCAACUUGUACAUAAACGUUAGCAACGGUUAAUGCAACGAAUUUUUCUCCUUUUUAAAUUUUUUACUUGCCUGGUGACCUUUGUGUGCGAGGUAAACUGAUUUCCUUAUGAUUAAAUCGCACUCACGAUACAUGGCAGGAAGUGAUAGCGGUGAAUGUUAAAAUUAAAUAUUUUAUAUACAAUUUGCAAUUCGGAUCAUAAUUAAUAUCUACUAGGUAAUUUUUGAGGUGUUUACGCAAUUGAAUUAAGUUAAACAAAAACAAACAGGAGCAUAGCUCAAAAUAGACAUACAUAUAUAUAAAACACAAUAUUUAAAUAUGUGUAUAUGUUCUGUCAACAUAAUAGUUAUAUGUUAGUUGAAAUUUUGCAUGUGUACUUACUGAAUGCAAACGUUUAAAGUUAAUUCUUAUUUAUAGUUUAACUUAUGUUAUUUAUUGAUAAUAGCAAAAUUACGGGCUGUGAUAAGGAGAAAUUGUAUUUAUGGGAACAUAUCAUCGAAAGAUGUUUUGUAUAAGCAAGUGGCUAGUAUACUAAGUAUAUAUUACAAGGGAGAAAUAUCCAAAACUGUUACUGUUACGUCAUACCAUAUUAUAAUUAGGAAUAUUGAAUUGUGUUGAUUGUAUUAUUAUAUAAAAAUACAUAAAUGUAAAACGUAACGUUUUUCAGCAUACUUUUAUAAAUUUGAUAUAAACCGUUUCAAACACAGUAAUAAUUACUUAAAUAUAGAUACGUAUUAGUAUGUAAAUUGUAUCCAAAAUAGUUCAAUGAAAAAAUAGUAGCUGGAUAUUAACAUAAAUUCAUAAAUACGUUAUAACGAUGUCAUGUCUUGCUUAUAAAGCCCUAAUUAAGAAAUGUGAUAAUGGUGAAUGGUGAUAGUAGUGGGAUUACACCUUAGGUAAAUUCUUUUAUACACUUUUUAAGAGUUGUACUUAUUCCAAGGAUACAUUUGGGAUAUAUUUCAUAUUUCUAUCAUAAAUUAUCUACAUAUUUCUAAAAGAAAGUACCUUUGUGAAGUACCUACAAAGAAGAUGUUACCUGAUUUAAGUUUUGAUCUCUUAAACUUAGUUUUAAUGAAAAAUAAAAUUGAUAUAUUUUAUUCCUUUGUGUAUGUGAUUGGGAUAGGAAAUUUUAUUUUAUCUGUAUUUAUGGGGUGAAAAUAUAUAUGGAUAAUAAUGUCGAAUGCCAAACUAAGUUGUUAAUUUUGAACUAAUUUUAUUAUUUAAGUACUUAAGUUUUUGAAUACAAUAAAUGAU
Zerene cesonia (dogface butterfly) is the source of this 2630-nucleotide messenger RNA. RefSeq lists its product as uncharacterized. Gene Ontology annotation, molecular function: DNA binding. Bases 755 to 1282 code for a protein of 175 amino acids. The record is from RefSeq and is a predicted model, not a curated record. The transcript has 2 exons. NCBI's taxonomy places the organism in Eukaryota, Metazoa, Arthropoda, Insecta, Lepidoptera, Pieridae.